Molecule: messenger RNA, 3817 nt
Organism: Etheostoma spectabile (orangethroat darter)
Lineage: Eukaryota; Metazoa; Chordata; Actinopteri; Perciformes; Percidae
Gene: cavin1a
Product: caveolae associated protein 1a
Exons: 2
Coding region: 371-1636 (421 amino acids)
Biological process (GO): termination of RNA polymerase I transcription; transcription initiation at RNA polymerase I promoter
Cellular component (GO): cytoplasm; caveola
Molecular function (GO): rRNA primary transcript binding
Source: RefSeq, a predicted model, not a curated record
GGGGAGCCGGGGGCGUGGGGCCGGUUGAAGAAGGGAAAAUUUGGACUGGGUGGUUUCAGAGGGAGCAGAGGCAUUUGAGUCAGGGCACACAUGCCUCAGCUGUGAGAGGCCCUACUCCCCUUGGCUGGCUGGCAUCCCAGAGCAGAGGCAGAGAGACAGAGAAGGCUGAGAGCGUGAGACUGAGGGUAAAGAGAAAGUUUAAGCGUAAAGUAGACCAGGAAGAGGCAAACAAGUGGUCGAGAAAAAAAAAGAGAGAAAAGGACUAGGGACUGAGUUUGGUGCAGUGUGGCUCCUGCAGGUUGUUUUUACAGUAGUGUGUUUGUAUCUGUAGUGGGAGUGUGCAGGCGGUUUGUAUUUUGAGUUGACAGCCAUGGCUGAUACAGAUGUCAAGAAGGCGCACGCAGCCCUAGCAGAAGUGCCUUUCGAUGACGAUGAGGUAGCUCUGGUGGGUGCUGCCACAGAGCCGGCAGUAGAUGAUGAUGACCCUCUUAAGGGGGUGGACCUGGUGCUGGCAACUGGCCCUGGAGGCAAGAGUGAAGCGCAGAUGAACGGGGUCAUGGUCCUGUCUCUGCUCGACAAGAUUAUCGGGGUAGUAGACCAAAUCCAGCAGACCCAGAAUGGGCUCGAGGCCCGGCAGGAGGCCAUGGAGAAGUCAGUGUCAACCAUCCAAGGGGAGCUGGCAAAGUUGUCCAAGAACCACUCUGGCACAUCCAACACUGUCAACAAAAUGCUGGAAAAGGUACGCAAGGUCAGCGUCAACGUCAAGACGGUGCGGAGCAACCUGGAGAAGCAGGCAGGCCAGAUCAAGAAGCUGGAGAACAAUGAGAACGAGCUGCUCAAGAGACGCAACUUCAAAGUCCUCAUCUACCAGGACAAAGUGAAGCCACCAAAGACAUCCAAAUCCAAGACAGCGGAGACAGAAGUGGAAGGCAUAGCCGUGGAGGGCCUAGAGCAGAUCCCUGAGGGACCAGAGGGACUCCCAGUCAAUCUCAAUUCAGAUGAGGAGGUGGAGAUUGAGGAGAUUAUCGAGGAGUCUCGUACCAAGCGCCUCCAGCGAACCACCAAACAGCAAGUGGACAACAUAAAGAAAGCCUUCUCCAAAGAGAAAAUGGAGAAGACCAAAUUAAAGACAAAGGAGAACUUGGAGAAGACCAGGCAGAGAACCCGCGAAAACCUAGAGAAGACCAGACAGAAAACCCGUGACAACCUGGAGAAAACCAAGCACAAUCUGGGGAAGAAGAUGGGCAAGCUCGGGACCCGCAUGACCCCCAAUCUAGAGCGCAGGGCAAAGAUGAAGUCCUCCAAAGAAAAGGCGAAGAAGUCCCUCACUCCCGACCACACCAUCUAUGCUCGCUCUAAGACCACUGUGUACCGCGUCCCCCCCUUCACCUUCCAUGUUAAGAAGUUCCGAGAAGGUGCGGAGGAGGUGGUGCAGAACACAGAGAUGGUGGAGGUGGCCGACGCCGAGGGCCAGUCAGCGGGCGAGGAGAACGGGCUGGGUGGGCACGUAGAGGUGGAGGAAGGAGAGCUGGUGCGUGUAGACAGCCCAGAGAUGGAGGCUCUGUUGCAGGUGACUGAGGACUCUCAGCUGGUCAGGGUGGAGCCAGACCUCCUAAAGAAGACCCAAAGCGAAUAGAGUGUCUUCAGAGGCUGUGAAGAGGAGAAUGGAGUCUAAUCAUACGGACACAAUCUUAGUCGUGCACAGGGACUUUCUUGACGUGAUCACAAUCUAUGACAUCUCAUUUGUUUUCGGUUCACUUUUUAUUGUACCCAACAGGGAUGACUUUCAUAAUUGCUCCUCUUUAGCAUACAAAUAAGAAAAAACAAAACAAAAAGAAAUUAAGUUUUUGAAAACAUGCUGCAGGCUGACUGGUUAUUCUAGACAUGUACGUUUAUGCUAUUUGCUGUUUAUUGUUAGUUUGAUAGAUUGAGUGGCUAUAGAAUAUAAAAGGUCUAAAUAAUCUUUGUUAUUGAGAUGAAAUGUAUAAUUUAAUAUUUGCCAUGUAUGAUAUGCACAUUAUCAGGUAUGUAACAGGAAGUUGUUGGCAAGAUUUGUGCUUUAAUUGAUGGUUUUAGGGAUGUAAUGUGCACGAGUGAAAUAAAAAAUAAACAAGUAGACAAGGUAUAGGUCUACAGAAGAAAUAAAGAACAGGAGGAGAGGAGCGGAGAGGAGAAGGAACAUUAAAACUUUGACAAAUUCUAAUGGGAUAACAGUUUACUGUACCUUAUAGGAUUUCAUGUUACAAACAAAAUUGAUUGAUUGCAUAUUUUAACACUCACAUUGCACCACAAUAAUAAACGUUACAAAGUUACUGUUGUGAACAAUUAUUGUAAGACCUAUCAUUUUUGCUUUUUUGAAGACAAGCCUGCAAGUCAUAUCUUGUAUGUACAUUUUUUUGUGCAUUGAUUACAAAAAAAGACAAAGGAUCAUGAAGCCUUAAAAGAAUCAGUAGUCCACCACAUUUGGUAUCUUUAAAACACAUGCUUGAAAACUUGCACAACCAUAAUUUACUGUAAUAUUUUGAUACAUAUACUCACCAUGCUACAUUUGUUGCAUCUGGAUAUGUUGAAGGACCCACUCAACAACUUCCACACAGCACAUCUCUGCACAGAGGAGAAGACAAAGACUUUAUCACCAUGGUCACAGCUCACCAAAGUACAAUCCCUAUUACAUUUUCUCAAGGUAACUGCAGGCAGAAAAAGGAUCAUCUGAAGAGCAAGAUGGCAGUUAAAAGACUACGUACCAUAUAGAGAUGCAAAUGUCAUCCUAAAUGCAGUCGCAGUGAGACAGCCAUGGCCAAGUAGUUAUGAAUGGCAUGGCACUUUCACAAAUGUCAGAAGAAUUAUGAUUUCAUCAAAACGUUUUCGUCGCAAUCUUGUGUAAUUCCUCUGAAUUAUAAAAUGUUUACACUGAGGGGAAAAAGCUGUCUGACUAUCUUAAUUUAGGAGAAGAUGAUUGUGGAGCAUUAGAGGAAGCUACAAUGAUUGGAUGGUAAUUUGCUGAGCCUAAGUAAACUGGGAAUUCAAUUGUUGCCAUGUUGUUGUUUUUGAUCAUAUACAGACUCUGGACAAGAAGAAGGUGAAUGUAUGGCUUUCAUUUUUGUCCCUAUAGACUGUAUGUGAUCUUGAUGUGAUGUGCAGGCACACAGACGCUCACUCUGUAGUAUGAAGAACCAUUAAAAUAAUCAAUGGGCUGGGGAAUGCAAUCAAGGAGAGUGCUCCAUCAGACCACUGAGCAGGAUGGAGAACUGUGUGUGUGUGUGUGUGUGUGUGUGUGUGUGUGUGUGUGUGUGUGUGUGUGUGUGUGUGUGUGUGUGUGUGUGUGUGUGUGUGCGUGUGUUUGUGUGUGACUGUGAAGAGUAAGUAUGUGCACAACAUAUAGGCUACCCACACUAAUAUCUUGGUGGAACUAGGUUUAUGUCUACAUCAAGUGCAAAUGUAAAAAAAAAAAAAUGGAAACAAUUGCAGGUUUGUGACAUCACAUAGACAUAGAACUACCAUAGUCUUAUAUAGGCUAGUAUUUAAUUAUCUAAUUUUAGUUUUUUUACAAAAACAUCUUCACCCCCCAACAAGUAUUUUUUUGUUGUCUUGUUUUGACCCAGUGGUUAUAAAAAGCUGAACCAUUAUGCUAUAAGCUUGAGGUAUCAUGCACAGCUUACGGCAUAUAGAGAUAUUGUCAUUUAGAAAAAUGCUGCAACACAGUGUGGCACAUAAUUGCUCUUGGUGUUAUUGAUUUAUAAAUACUGAAGUUUGCCUUUUCUUUUGUGUUCAAGCCAACUUUGCCACUUCAAUAUUAAUAAAAGCUUAUGGAAUAAUA